Molecule: messenger RNA, 1731 nt
Organism: Blumeria graminis f. sp. triticale
Lineage: Eukaryota; Fungi; Ascomycota; Leotiomycetes; Helotiales; Erysiphaceae
Source: the annotation of a GenBank genome assembly
AUGCCAUAUCCCUAUAAAAUAGCACUAUACUCGGUCUCAGCACUUUUAUGCUUUGAGCUAUCUUCAUUCUUUUAUUGCUCAUUUAGCAUGCGUAACUCCGCCCAAGUCCUCACGGGCUUCCUCAUAUCUGCCGCCAAUAUCAGAGCCGAAAUCACCAAUGUUGCUACAGAUAUUAACAUUAUAUCAAGGAACUGGGGUCAUCUGAGCCCAUACCAAGAUAAUCUCGACAACUCUUUCGGCGUGGAAUACGCCGGUCUUCCUGAAGGUUGUCAGAUUGAAUCUGCACAUACACUCCAACGCCAUGCCGAGAGAUUCCCCACGAGAUGGAUCAAUGACGGCCAGAAUAACCAGCGUUUUGGGGAUAAGGUUACCAGCUUCACUUCUACUCACCCUGACAAUCCUUUUACAGGCCCUCUGAAGUUUUUGAACUCAUGGAGUCUAGUUUUUCCAGACCAAGGGCUACUCACUGGUACUGGCGCAGUUGCUGAGGUUGCUGCUGGCGUGAAGUUUUGGAAUCAGUAUGGUAGAACACUGUAUAACGCAUCUUUUGGACAACUAGCCUAUAAUUCAAGUUUUCCUGAUGGCACCCAACGCCCGCCUCUUGUGUUAAGAACCACCGACCAGUCUCGGAUGCACAAUACUCAAAUCAACUGGGCACUUGGAUUUUUCGGAUCUAGUAUAUCACCUGUACCAAAUCCAUCCUUCGAAAAUGCAACCCAACCUUACGAAGUGGUUAUUUUGUCUGAAAAGUCUGGAGCCAAGCUCAAUAAUACGCUGGCUUCUUAUGUUAGCUGUCUCAACUCUGACCGCCCAGCAGUCGCUUCUAUCGCUAAUAACUUAUACUUUGAUUAUCUGCCAAAAUACCUUGCUUCUGCAACAGAAAGGCUACAGCAUUUUGCCCCGGAAGGAUUUAAAAUUACAACCAAUGACACUUAUGCCAUGCAAAUGAUCUGCGCUUACGAACACGCUGUGCUUGGAGCAUCAGAGUUUUGUGGCUUCUUCACCGAAGACGAAUGGGCUGGUUUUGAGAAUAGCUUGGACAUUGACUAUUACUAUAAUUAUGCUUUCGGUAAUCCUACUGGCCGAGCCCAAGGAAUCGGUUAUGUUGAAGAGCUACUAGCACGUCUCAAUCAUUCGUUGAUCACUAGCUCCUCAAACUCGAUAAACUCAACACUUGAUAGUGAUCCAAGAACUUUUCCAACAGAUCAAGCUGUAUAUGCUGACUUCACUCACGAUGACAUAAUCAUUUCGGUCCUAACUGCUCUUUCCAUUGACUACUUCCAUGCCCCACCCAACUUUACUUUGAUCACGCCUGAGCCAGAUCGCAAAUUCAUUCUUUCCAAGAUCACACCGUUUGCCGGGCGGCUCAUCACUGAAAUAAUCGGCUGCUCUGAACCUAACCCGAUUCCUGAGAAAAAUGCUCGCGUUUAUUACUCACCGAAUCAAUAUGGUUACAAUCCGUCAUCAGCCACCCACAAGUUUGUUCGAAUGCGCCUUAAUAAUGGUAUUAUACCACUUAAUACCAUCCGUGGAGGCUUCUGCGGCGACGAAGCAAGCGGUCGAGCUGAUGGCCUGUGUGCUCUAGAAGAUUUUAUGAAAAGCCAAGAGAAUGCCUCGGCUCUGGCAAAUUAUCAAUACGCAUGUUUUUCUAACUACACAACAGAUGAUCGAGCCAGUGGUUGGGACUGGGACGGAACUAUCCAAACUGACGAGAUCACGUCUGUAAGCUAG